AUCGAAGCCAAAGCCCGUCUGGAAACAGUUUGCAAGGGGUAGUUUAAAGAAGAUUAAGCCGAAACAAAAUAUCGUUUUUAGCUACUUUAAGUUGACCUCACAAGGCUCCAGUUUUGAUUCCUGGGCAUACAAAUCUUCAUUUCAGACCAUGGUCACAAAAUAAAAAUUUUACAAGGACGUUUUCGAGAAGAUUUUAAGCUGUAUGUGUCGAUUGUUGGUGUUCAGGAAUUAGCAAGCUAGUUAGCACUAGCCUAGAAAUAUUAGCUAGCUAACUAGCCUAGCUUGCUAACGUUAGCUUCAAGUAGUCUGAUUUUCAACUGAGAUGUUUGCAGUAUUUCUUGGAUGUCUACGGACGGCAGAUUGCUGAACCAGAGGGCCUCAAAUGGGAAAAACAAGCAUCGGACAGGAAUAUCGGGGAUAAACUUCUCGACGUAACUCAGAUUCCGUUGAAGGAUUCUUUGGACUUCCCUACUGCAGCCCUUUUUUAAAGCAGGAUUUUAACGUCACCCAUCCGCAGACAGCCAUGGAAUCGUCUCAAUGCACCCCUUGUCCUGUGAGCGCCCAGGCUGUCGUGGAUCCCGUGCCCCUGCUGUUCAACUGACGGUCGAUGACGAUGCGAUGGAAGCGUGAAUGAGGUUUGGCGUGGCGAUAGCUGAACGAUGCCCAAGGGUGGGGGUUCAAAAACCCCCCAGCUGGAAGACUUCCCACUCAACACUGACAUGGUGGAGAAGCAGAGUGGGAAGAAGGAUAAAGUAUUGUCAAACAAGACUCCUAAAUUGGACCGCAGCGAUGGCGUCAAAGAGAUGAAAGAGAAGGCAUCCAAGAGGAAGCUUCCCUUCACUGUUGGAGCCAAUGGAGACCAGAAAGAUUCUGACUCAGAAAAGCAAGGUCCGGAACGGAAGCGCAUUAAAAAGGAGCCCACCAACACCAGGAAGUCAGGCCUGCCGUUUGGGAUGGGCAUGCCAGGGAUCCGGGCCGGGUACCCCCUCUCUGAGCGGCAGCAGGUGGCUCUUCUCAUGCAGAUGACGGCUGAAGAGUCAGUCAACAGUCCAGACACAACACCAAAGCAUCAGUCACAGUCAAGUCUGGGCCAGAAGGGAACGCCAAACUCUGCAUCUAAAACCAAAGACAAAGUAAACAAGAGAAAUGAGAGGGGCGAGACGAGGCUGCACCGGUCAGCCAUCCGUGGAGAGGCACGCCGCAUCAAGGAGCUCAUCAGUGAGGGAGCGGACGUGAAUGUAAAAGACUUCGCAGGCUGGACUGCACUGCAUGAAGCGUGCAACCGAGGCUACUACGACGUGGCCAAGCAGCUGCUGGCAGCCGGUGCAGAGGUCAACACCAAGGGCCUGGACGACGACACCCCUCUGCAUGACGCAUCAAACAACGGGCACUUCAAGGUGGUAAAGUUGCUUUUAAGAUAUGGAGGGGACCCUCGACAAAGCAACAGAAGGGGUGAAACCGCGUUGAAGGUUGCGAACUCCCCAACGAUGCUCAAUCUGUUGCUUGGAAAAGGCACGUAUACCUCCAGUGAGGAGAGCUCGUCAGAAUCCUCAGAGGAAGAAGAUGCCCCAUCGUUUGCCCCAUCCAGUUCGGUGGAUGGCAAUAACACAGACUCAGAGUUUGAGAAGGGCCUGAAGCUGAAAGGGAAGAAAGGGCUGGAUCAGCCCCUAUCCACAACAACCACCCCCGUCAAGGACGAGUAUGAGUUUGACGAGGACGAUGAGGAAGAGCGCGUCCCUCCGGUGGACGACAAGCACUUGCUCAAGAAAGAGUUCCGCAAGGAGUCUCCCAGUGUCACUAAGGCUGGCGGCUUAAUUUCAGUACCGAAGGGGGAGGUGGUCAAAACCUAUUCCAAAAGCAACUCGCUCACACCAAAGAAGGCUGUUAGACGGAUUCUCUCUGACAGCUCAGACGAGGAUGAUGGGACGUUGUGUUUCACACCUAUGCCCACACCACGGCAACCAGCGCCACCUACUAAUACCAAGGCCCGGGACUCUGCUACACUGAGCUCUAAACAGCAGAAAGAGAAGACUAAAGUUAAGAAGAAGCGGAAGAAGGAGACAAAGAAUAAUGUCAGUAAGGAGGUCAGAUUUGGUAAAGUCAAUGACAAAUUCUGCACUUCUGACUCUGAUUGUGGGGACAUAGGGAGUGAGGAUGAUGAAGGCUCUAUGAAGAGCUCGAACUGUAUAAAGGACUCCACAAUGAGCCUAAAAGAAUCCUCUGCGUUCAGUACUCACUCUGCAUCCUCUUCCUCCUCUUCUCAUGGAAGCAUGAGCUCUCAAAAACUGACACCCUCGCUGACAGAGCAUAACCCAAAGCAGUGGAGGACAGACGGCUGGAAGACUGUGUCAUCACCUGUAUGGUCAGAUGUAAGCUCCCUCUCUGACUCGGUUAGAACGAGGCUUUCCAGUGAGUCGGACUACUCCUCUGCCGACUCGAGUGUCGAGUCAGUGAAACAGGUGAAAAAGAAAGCACAGGAAAACAGAAAGAAAAACAAUGUGCACACCAAUGCACUAGACAAAAAGAACUCUGACUUUCACAAGAACUCCAACACAGAUAGUACGGUCUCCAAAACGGAUAAAGAUGGCAAAGUGUUGAAAAAGCAUAAAGUCAAACACAAGCACAAAAACAAAGAGAAAGAAAAGGCUCCCAGUUUAGUGCUCAAUCAAGACAUGAACGAGAAAUUUGUUAAAAGCUUCUCGUUUGAUUUUGAUGAUUCAAGGCAAAAGUCACUCCUUGUUGAGACGGAGUCCCCAGCUGAAAGCAAGGUCAAGUUGUCUAAACAUGAAAAAGAGCAUUUGAAAAAGGAGGACAGGUUGUCGAAAGGCAAAUCUGAGGACAGAGACUGGUCUUCUGGAAAAGAGGUGCAAAGAACUGCUAAAGAGGAGAAAUCCAAGAAAACAAGAGAGUCCACCAAGGAGAAGCCAAGCAAGGAGGAGAGGGAAAAGCCCUUGAAAACUGAAAAAGAAAAGAGCCUCAAGGAAAAAGAGAAGCCCAAGGAGGAGAAACAACAAAAGACUCAUAAAGAGGAGAAGAAGAAAAAGUCAAAGGACAAGUCAUCUAAACCAGACAGGAAGAGCAGUGAGCAAAAAGAAGAAAAACAUAUUAAGGUGGAUAAGGAGAAAAAUGCCAGGGAGGAGAAGGAAAAAUCUAAGAAAGAAAAGGUUCUGAAGGAAGAGCCUGAUUAUGAAGUCUAUGAUGUCAGUAACCGUUUCUUAAACCUAGAAGACACCAAGCUCAGUGCCUCAGACGACCACCACGACCGAUGGGCGUCAGACCUUUCCUCUGACUGCGACCUAUAUGGAGAUGACAGCUGGGAUGCUCCUCCUGUGAAGGACUACAAAGAAUAUAAAGCAAACAACACUGUAAAGCUGAUCGUUGAGACUGAAAAAAUAGAGAGCAGAGACCGGAGGAAGGAGAACAAAAUCAAAGACAAGAAAUUAGAUCAUAAUGACAAACGGUCAGAGAAAGAGCCUACCUCCAAGAAGAAAGAGAAAGACUCUUCAGAAAGAAUCUGUGACAAGAAAAAGGAUUUGACCGAAAAACAGAAACUCAACUCCAGCCACUCUGUGGAAAAGGAGAAGAAACGAAAGGAAUCUGCAGAUACUGUCAAAGAGAAGAAAGAGAAGGACUCCACGGACAGCAGUAGAGACCGAAAAGAUUCCUAUGAGUUCACUAAAGAAAGAAAGGACUUGAAAAUCAAACAGGAGUCUAUAAGAGACGAUUAUGGGAAUGAGGCCUCCUUCAAAGAAAUUGAACCUGUCAGCAAACCAUGUGAAAUUAGAGAAAGGAACCACUCUGGAAAAGAGAAGGAGAGAAAGGGAGAUGGGGUGGAAAAGAGAGAAAAGACUAAAGCUGACAAACACAAGGAAAAGCCUAAAGACCGAUCUAUAGAACAGGAUAAGGAGAAGCCUGAGAGGACCUCAACUGAGAAGCUUUUGAAAGAAAAAGACACAGAUAGAGGCUCUAAAGACAAGAAGGAGGGAGCUAAAGACAAACACAAAGACACACACAGCAAAGACAAGGACAGGAAGGUGUCUUCAGAACAAACUAAGGACAAGAAAGAAAAGGCUUCGCAGGACAAGCAUGCUGACCGGGAUAAAGAUGUCCUUGAGGUGAAGAAGGAGGAGCGAAAACCUGAGAAAGUUAAACCUGAGAAAACAUGGUACAAGAUCGCAGACAUUUUCACAGAUGAAAGUGAGGAUGAAGAAGACAAUUACAAUGGGGGUGUGGCCAAGUUAAGUGAUUCCCUUGGGUUGUCCGAUUCUCACAGGAAAGACUCCACAUCUGACAGGGAUGAGCUUGAUCACUUCCAAACUGAAAAACCCAGAAAAUAUUCUGCUGAGGCCAAACACACAGCAGAAAAACAGAAAGAAAAAGACCACAAGAAAAAAGACAAGACCACAUUUGAUAUGGGGAAAGAGAGGAAGGGUUCCUUAGAGAAACACAACAAAGAUAAGAAAGUAAAGGAUUCUGUUGAUGCAAAACACAAAGAACGCAAAGACAGAAUGUCUGUGGACUCAAACCAAGAGAAGAAAAACAAGCAGAAGCUGUUAGACAAGAGGGACGCCAAUGAGGAAAAGACCAAGAGUAAAUAUAAAGACAAGCAAGAUCAUGUUAACGACAGAAAGCCCUCAAAGGGGAGUGGGGAAAAUGAAAAGUCGCUCUUGGAGAAACUGGAGGAAGAGGCCAUGAAUGACUACAAGGAUGACUCCAAUGACAAGAACAGUGAGUUAUCCUCAGACAGCUUCACUGAUCAGGUUCAUGAGCCAGUGCUCAGCAGCUACUAUGAUUCCUCCAACAUCAGCCUUCCAGACAUUACUGAUGAGAGACGAGACUCACUCUCCAUAUCUAAUCCUCAAGACAAGUUCAGAGAGAAAGAGAGGCACCGGCAUUCAUCUUCGUCAUCCUCCAAAAAGAGUCAUGACAAGGAGAAGGACAAAGUCAAGAAGGAAAAAGGGGAUAAACAAGACAAGAUAGAGGAAAUAAGAGAAUCCUAUGGACGCAGAGAAAGUCUGCCCUUCGAGAAAGAGCCUAUGCCAUUAGAAGCGGACCCUUACACAUUUCCAUUUGGGUCUAAGGGUGAUAAAGAUGAUUUUGAGAAGACAUUGGAGUUUGAAAAGGAGAUGUCUAAAAAAGCUGACAAAGACAAACUGAGUACUGUCAUCAGUGAUAAGAUCAAGGACAAAAAGAAAAAAGAGAAACAUAAGGAGAAAGUCAAAGAGGAGAAGCACAAGUACACGGAUGGCUUUGGAUCCCUUAAACACUCCAAGGAGGAGAUCAAAUCUGGAUUGAAAGAGAGUCCUCAAAUUACCAAUUUGAAGGAAAGAUCAAAGGAAGACAGUCCCAAAUUUGAUGUGAAAAAAGAGAGAAACCGAGACUCUUUGGACAAAGACAGUAGGGUGGACCAUGUUAAGUCCAAGGUUAAAGAAGAAAAUGAAAAAGUAAUUCAGUCUAAAGACACAGCUCGCAAAGACAACCGUCCACGUUCAAAGCUUCUGGUUGAUGGGGAUCUCAAACUAACCAGCUUUGGGCAAAUGUUAGGUUUAAAAGACCAGGAGAUUGAAGAACGCCAUAAGAAGCAUAAGGAGAGGAUGAAGCAGAUGGAGAAACUAAGACACAGAUCAGGGGAUCCUAAACUUAGGGAUAAAACGAAGUCCACUGAGGAAAUAAAGAAAAAUCGCAAUGAACUGUCAUCCAAAAAUCAUAGUUUAGAAUCUGCAUUGAAAGAGAAGAAGCUCAAAGAUGUUGGUCUCCCAGCCCAAAUUAUGUCUCCAGAAAGAAAGCCACAACCCAUUGACACUCAAAAUUCAAAGGACUGGCUUGCAGGCCAUCAGAUGAAAGAAAAUCUCCCUGCCUCACCUCGGCAAGAUCAGAAUAGACCAACGGGUGUUCCCACCCCCACAUCUGUAAUCUCUUGUCCCAGCUAUGAGGAAAUCAUGCAGACGCCACGGACUCCAUCCUGCAGUGCAGAGGACUACCCUGAUAUAAUGUUUGAUGGGUUAGAUUGUCAGAACUCAUCAGCCAUGGCCAUGUCUAUGAAUGCCUGCUCCCCAUCCUUCUUUGACAGGUACUCCAACUCAUCACACACCUUCCAAGAAGGGACUUGUAUAACUCCGGCUAAGAAUCUCCAGUUGCCCCUUGUCAGUCGAUCGGCUUCGUCUGAUGUUAGAAGACCCCUGGAAGAGGAGUUCAAAGCUGAAGCUGGCAAGUUUCUACAACACAUUUUGCCAGACGCCUCUGAGUUUGACUUGGCAGCCUCCCAGCCUCCAGAAGACAAGGCAGCAUCAGUGGAAAGACUUGAAUGCCUGUCUCCUCCUUACUUCUCACCUAUUAGGAUGCUGUCUCCCGGGCUGGAACUUGCCCAGCCUGCACUAGAUGGGGCCACCACAGCAAUGGCUGGCACAGAGACCUGUGAACACCUACCUGAGAUUGUCUACAAUAACUUCCUGAUGAAGCCCUCAACGCCAGUCCACAGACCUGACCCCCAGGAGCCAUGUCUGGACAUUGCUGCUCCACCCACCCCUGCACCUGCUGCUCUUCCUCCCCUGGAUAUUGAUGACCUUUCUGAGCCUCAUCAAAGUGAGCACAGUCUUGUUCCCUCUGACCCAGUCAGUGGCAGUGAGUAUCUGCCCCCUGUUGUUGAGGAGGAGGAGGAGGAGGAGGAAGAAGAGGACUACGAAGAGGGGGAGGAGGAAGAAGAUGAAGAAGAAGAGGAGGAAGAGGAAGGGGACCUUGAAGAACCAACAGAUGCUGAUCAUCAUGCUGCUGAGGAGACGAGGGACGUCUGCUCAUUCUCUCCUCCAAGGGUUGAAGAGCCUUUGAGGAAGGGCUGGGCUGAAUCUCCUGAGAGAAGAGUUGCAGAGGUGCAUCAGUUGACUCCCCCACAUCCACUACCCAACCUGGUGGAGAACUCCAGUGAUCAUACCAUCAGCUGGAACUCUGAGAUGAUUUUGAAAUCUCCUCAAAGGACUUAUGGGGAAAUAGAGGCAGCGGUCUCCAAGAUAACCAGCCCCUUCUCGCAUUCAGACAGUGAUUUGCAGAACAUUACUGCCAUACCUGGCCAUCCAUCAGUGACCCCUCCAUAUGCUGCUUACAGGUCUUAUGUGCCUGACCCUGACUUUGAUGAGCAAAAAGAGGCUGUGGAGGACAUUCCAAUUUCUCCAGCAAGACCUGAAAUGACACCUAUGGAAUUGGAACCAAACUACUUGACAACCACCUCAUCCUCCACAAGGUUAGAGUCUUUCUUCACAGACUGCAAGCCAAACUUGGAGGAUAAUCACCAGAUGGACUCAGAGCUUUCUUGUGCAGUACAAGAUGGCAGACAAAACUCCCAUGGCUUUACUUCUGAGAGCCAUAUGCCUCUAGCAGUAAGCAACGAGCCAGUGGUGCCCUGGACAGACCCGUUCUCAGCUACAGUGGAUGAGCUUGAUGAUCUUGGCCCUUUCUCUCUACCUGACCUCCCUUCUCUCUCCCUCCCGACCUCCCUGCCAGACAAGGAGAUGCCAGAGCUUGAUGUCAGAGAUGCAGAGCCAGCCGACUACAAGCCUCCACCUGCUCAUAUAAGGCCUCCUGCUAUUGAAACAAUAGAGGGUGAAGAGCUUAUGGAAGUUGACCUGCCUAUCCUGGCCAAACCCCUGUGCCCUCCCGAGGUCCUACCACUCAAUGAUUCUUUGCAGGAUUUGGUUGUGCCCUCACCAAAACACAAUUUCCAACCAGAAUUUGAGUCUGAGCCUCAGAAUGUCCCUGAAAAUAACUUUGUGAAACCACAGGUCUUUGAAAACAGAGCCACAUAUGAAGAGACUGAUGAGAGUGAUGGAAACAUGAUGUUCUCAGCUGUCAAUACAAACAAUACUCAGCAUCACAGGCAGAUGUCACUGACUGAGUCAUUAUCAGUUGUAAUUACUCCAUGUAUGGACUCCUUGACAACUGUUAAACCAGAACAAAGUGGGCAGAUAUCAGAUCCCUUUGUUGGGCCAACUUGCAGUCCAGUCCCCUCAGUUCCUCUGCCAGUUGCUGUCACGAUUUCUGGUACAGUCCAUGUUUCGGAGGCUCUUGAGACAACAUCUAAGCUCACGGUCACUCUGACAACAUUGUCAACUGACCUUCCCAAGAAGGUGGAGGAGGUCCCACAGAGGAUGACCAGAAACAGGGCCCAGAUGCUGGCAAAACAGGAGAAUACCACCACCACCACAAAAAAGCAGAGUAGUAGAGUAGUAGCAGAGAGUACAACCACCACCACUAUACCUGCUAGCGUGAUACCUCCAUCUGUCCCUACCCCUGUCACCAUGAGCAUGGCUGUAACCACAACCACCCCUAUUCCCACCCCUACUUUUGUCCCCUUUGUUGUUCUGGAGAAAGAAAAGGAACUUGUCACCACCAUCUCCACCACAGCAGCCAUUACCCCGACUCCUCCGCCGCCGCCUCCUGUAGUGGUCAGCAAAACUAAAGGGCGGCCUGUGGAGGAAGAGGAAUCCCAGACGCAGCAUCCACGCAAGAGGAAGUUCCCCAAACCGCAGGUUCAGCUGGUCAACACAGCCAUGCAGCAGACCAGGGAGAUGAUUCAACAGACGCUGGCUGUCAUUGUCAAUGCCAUCAAACUGGAUGACAUAGAACCCUACCACAGUGACCGCUCUAACCCUUACUUCGAAUACCUGCAGAUACGGAAAAAAAUAGAGGAGAAGAGGAAGAUCUUGUGCUACAUCACACCACAGGCCCCUCAGUGCUACGCUGAGUACGUGACCUACACAGGCUCCUACCUGCUGGAUGGCAAGCCUCUCAGCAAGCUGCACAUCCCAGUGAUUGCUCCACCUCCAUCGUUAUCGGAGCCCCUGAAGGAGCUCUUUCGACAGCAGGAGACAGUGAGGGGGAAGCUCAGACUGCAGCACAGCAUAGAGAGGGAAAAGCUUAUUGUCUCGUGUGAGCAAGAAGUACUGCGGGUCCAUUGCAGAGCGGCAAGGACGAUAGCCAAUCAGGCCGUCCCAUUCAGUGCCUGCACUAUGUUACUGGACUCUGAGGUGUACAACAUGCCAACAGAGAGUCAGGGUGAUGAGAACAAGUCAGUGAGAGAUCGCUUCAAUGCUCGCCAGUUCAUUUCCUGGAUUCAGGAUGUGGAUGACAAAUAUGACCGCAUGAAGACGUGUCUGUUAAUGCGGCAGCAGCAUGAGGCAGCUGCCCUGAACGCGGUGCAGAGGAUGGAGUGGCAACUGAAGGUGCAGGAGCUGGACCCUGCUGUACACAAGUCUCUGUGCGUCAACGAGGUCCCCUCCUUCUACGUGCCAAUGGUUGACGUCAACGAUGACUUUGUGCUGUUGCCCGCGUGACAGAAACAUGCACUCGUUCACAGAGUUAGAGGUCAAAUAUCAUCACUUAUCAAAGAGACAUCAAACAGAACGUAUGGUAAGGGCUAGCCGGUUUGAACAGGAAUAAAACCUAUAUAUUAUAUAGAAAAAAUUCAAAGAAAAAAAAACUUGCUAAUGAUUCUCUUCCAUGAGAGGAGGAAGCAUCUUUUUACCGGGGAAAAACACAACUUGCACUUUCAUCCCUCAAGUUUUUAUGCUUUUGUUCAGAAUAUAAAAAGCAGAAAACGGCUUUGCUUUGAAGCGCCCAACACCACCUCCCUUUUAGGUGAUGUUUGGACAGAGAAUAGGGGAGAAAUAUUUUUCUGAAUUUUUUGGUCCCCGUAAAUGAAACCACAAAGGAACGCUGGAGAGGAGCCCUCCCACCAUUCUGGAUCAUCUCCUGGUGGAUGGGGAUGAGGCAUCACAGUGGACACAGAGCUCCAGGUGAGCCUUGAGGAGGAGAAAGCAGCACAUGGUCAGAAGGGCAUGCAUGCGCGAUGUGGUGGUGUAACAUGUGGCAUUUGCGGGGCCUCCAGCCUCUUCCUGUUGAAAGGAUAGGAGAGUCUGUGUGGACGCUGUCUCUCUGGUCGGGACCAUAAGGCCACACUCAGUCAGAGAGCCUCAGUCCUCUCUGUCCACAGCCCACCACCACACCCGGUAGAACCAGCAUCCUGCCCCGGAGCAGAGCAGAGUACAGCCAAGGGUCCAUAGUGUGUCAGGGGGUUAAUGCCAGAGGUGUAGAGACGGCAUCUUCCGCCUCAUGGCCUGGGCAGAGGAGUGAGGCAGAGAAUGGGGAUGAACCGGAGCAUCCCCACCAGAGUCUGGUCACCUGGCUCUGCAUGCAGGAAGAACCAGCCUCUGACACUCUGCCAAGCUAGGUAGAACACACACACACCUGUUCACCUGCAACUAUGACUGCAAAUGGAAAAACAGGAUAAAAGAAUAAUACAAGAAUGUUGCGAUUCAAAGAUUCAAGACUAAACAGAUGGUGGUUUAGAGGAGAAUAUUCUUCUUUUUGUCUGUUUCUUUACUUGGGCAUUUAAUUGUUUCUGAGGAAGUGACUUGAAACACUACAGAGCCAAUAUUAGUUUAAUGGGAAAAAAGAAAACAGAAAAAAAAUUGUAUUCCGUAAAUGAUGUACAGUUUUUAUAUUCGUUAACCAAUGUAUUCUUGCUGCCUUCUAGAUAAUUUAUUUUGCCACACAUUACUGCACAGUUGUAAAUAACGUAUGUACUGUAACAUCACUCAGUUAAGUGUAAAAAAAUAAAUGAAUAAAAAUGAUCUUUGUAUGUACAGUUCACUUUCGGGCAGCACUUUCCCCCUCAUACCCAUGGGCCAAAAUGUGCACACGUUGUCAGUAUUUGAAAGACUCCAGUGCACAGUUGUAACGUUCCCAUCUAUAGGUUUUGUCCAGGGCUGGUCAAAAUGAGUUACCUGUGUUGGAAUCACCACAACGUACAUAGGUAGUACAAAACCCCACCGUAUUGAACAAUGCCCAAACUAAGGGCCACAACUAUAGUCCUCAGAUGUAGCAAAAUGGUUAUAAAAUGAUUUAAAGAAUAGAAUAGUUAUAUUAGUCAUUGCUUUAUUACACAAUUAUAUCUGAAAAAACUCUAAACCAAGAAAAUGCCUUUUUACAGUGAAUAUUUUUAAUUUACUCAGUGUUGGGCAAGUCAAACAAGGGUGCAUCUGGAUUGGUCAAGAAAGAAAUGCCACUAACAAGAAAAACCAUAACAUUUCUAAUUCUGGGUGGGAUUUUCUUUUUGUCUUUUUCUUUCUUUAAUCUACCCAUUCAUUUGACUUUAAUUGUAUGUGUGGGUCUUUAUGAAUAAUAGUCAUUAUGUUGGAGAACUUUCAGGCCACAAGACUAGGGAUCUGAUAGCCAGCUCAAUAUUUGAAAUCCUUAACUUCCCUUUUUGAAUGUCACUGUCAUAGGCAUCAUAUACAGGUUAACCAUUUUUCAGGCCACAUCAGAUUGACAUGAAUGUUCCUGAUCUCUUCUGUGUACCACCUAAAACUUCUCCUUUUUAGCAAAGAUACAGGCCACAUUCCAUAUUGGUUUUUGAAAUGUAUUCUUGCUUUAAUUAUGGAAUGUGUUAGCUUCCAAACUCCCUGGGUCCAUACGUGAACAUAGAAAUUUCUUUACCUUAAAAAAAAAUAUCUUGUCUCAAAAUGCACAUCAGCCAAUUCAAAUCGUUGACGUAGUUGCAUUUGAUAAAAUGCUAAAUGUUAGCUCUUCCCAUUACAUAACCAGACACACACAGCCCUAUGCUAACCUGACCUGAUGGCAGUGAUUGUCAGGUUACAAAUUAUGCUUCAGUCAAUUUCAAAUCUUGACUUAGAUGGAUGUAAUAGAACCCUUUUCCAUGAGAGCAUCCUUAACAGAGGUCAACCGGCACCAUCUGCUAAUCAAAGUUAUUAAAAAAACACAACGUUUCAACUGGACCAAUAACUCAACGUAGCGAGCCUGGUUCCUGGUCUUUCUUGCCAAUUGCAACUGUCUGCCACUUCUCAGAAUGGUGCUUGUUGAACUUCUAAAAGCCUUUGGAGGUGGGGGGGGGGAUACAAUUGUGAAUUUGGGCUUUACUACUAAAGACCAUAGAAACAAAUUGAAUAACACAUUCAUAAAUGGAAAAACAGACAGUAAAAAAAUGUAAUCAUAAGGAAUAAGGUUUUGAAGUGUCUGUCCUAUAUCUAGGAGAUCAGGAAAUGUAUAUAUAUUUUUUGGACACAUAUUUAACCCCUUUUUUUUGGCACAAAACUACCUCCAUACUCAUUUGUUUUAAAACCAGUACCAGGGUUAUAUGUACCGUGACAGUUGUGGGGGUCAUAGAGCAAAACCACGACCCCAUUGUGUUCUUGAUAGUCUAUUCUUUCCAUAGAGUGGUCAUAUUAGUUAGUAGGCCAACCGUUUGGACGCUAUAGACAUUUUCGCGAGAAGAAUGAUUUUCAAAAUGUCUCCUGGUCUGACAAACAGCGCUGUAGCUCUGCCACCUCCCACCGCAGAUGCGGAAGGCCGACAUAGGCGGAUGCAGUGGAUUGAGAUGCAUCCCAUGCAAAACAACACUUAUCUAGCUUAAACUGGCAGAUUUUUAUGGGGAUUUUUUAAAAUGUUAAUUAGAUUGUCACACAGGUACGUCAAUAGACUUAUUAAGGAUUUGAAUAAAGAUCAAAGCGGAGUCGAUGUCUUGCAAGAUCACUUAAUGAUUCAUUAGUAUUCUACACAGGCCUAACAUACUGACAUCACCAGGCAGUAUAAGUUUAAUAGGCCAAUAAUUUAGUUUUCAGGUUACACAUCCCUCCCAUUAGGCUCCUCCAAUUAGGCCCCUCUUUCCACUCCCAGACAGUCCUAGCAAAGUUCUUGCUGGAGAGUCAACUUUUUUUAUUAGAAGCUACUGUAUUUUUGACCAUUUUAAUUUAAAUCAAUCACAGUAAGGUACUUAAUUGUUACCCAGAUAUUGAGAUAAAAAUGUUGGCAUUAGACCUUUAACAAAAAAAGCUUGACAUGAAGGGGCAUCUAACCGCCUUAGCGGCAUAUGACUCCUCGCAGCGAUGGUAGUAGGGGUACAUGAUAGCUAUUUGACAAGACCAUAAGGCUCUUCAACUUUCUUAUUUUUUUUGUUGCAAUGUACGAUUAACUUAAAUGACCUUUAUCUUUUUCCUGUUAAAGCACACGGAUGUGUGUGAAAAGGAUAAGCAAAAAUGUUUCCAUCUAUGUGAAAACAUGCCUUUGAAUUUUGCCUAGUUAGUAGCUAGUUAGUAGCUAGUUAGUGGCUAGUAGCAGCAUAGUCAAGGAUGCGUCAUGCAAUGUUGGGACGCUAUACUUUACAGACCAAGUGGAACAAAAGUAAACCUUGAAUUUGGAGGCUUACAAUAUCCCUAUGGUGGAAAUGUUGACCUAUAAUUAGAAAUGCCAUUUGGUUGGUGGAUAUAAAGUCUGCGAUCUUUGAUAGACUGAUGUGCAAUUUGUUCCAGGAAAUAAUCGCUGCCAACUAAUCAGGUUAACAUAGGCUAAAUGUGCCAGGUUAUGUAAUGUGGAACAGCUAACGUAACAUUGUCACAUGCAACUAUGUCAUGAUUUGAAAUGGCUGAUGCACAUUUUGAGACAGAGAGAGUUUAAACUCAAACUUUUUCUAAUGUUCGCAAGUAUGGACCCCCUCUAUUUAUCUAGUUUUGUACAGUAGUGGAGAUAUGUUUACAGUAGUAGAAAGUGCUACUCUUCAAAUACUCAAAGGGUGAUCAUACUCCUCUGCGUAACAUAGGUAAAUUGUUUAUUUGAUUUAAAAGAACUAGGUUUGACUUACAUGCCCAUGAAUGAGAUCUUUUUUUUAAUUAGCCUUUUAAUCAAAAUCAUUUUUUGUUCAACUCAGAAAUCCUUUCUAUGACCUAUGACCAAUCACCCAGUUUAUUCAGAACUAUUUAGUGGACAGAUAUUAACAGGCAGGUAGUUUGUUUCACUAUAGCUUCUCAACUGUUCCAAGUGUAGGUGUAUGUAUUUGUCAGGGGUUUCUUUGAUUCAUAUUCAGUAGGCCAUCAUACUUUACUCUAUUGGGUUGUUUACCAUGCUAAGAGUAAGGCCUAGACUAGACAAUUAUUAAACUUUCACCUCAAUUUCAUGAACCAAAAAGCAGACUUAGUUAACUCGUACACAAAGGGGGGAAGAAUGUUGCAAAAGUGAUAGUUAAGGAUGUUCAUGUUUUUUAUCCAAUUGGAAUAUUGAUUUGUGAGAAUUGAUUGUUUCUUCAUUUUUGGUGGGUCCUGAUUUUUUUUAUUUUUUAUGUUUUGACCUACCACAUAGGAUGCCUGUCAGUCAUCCUAAUGGCAAUAUCAAGUGACAUGUUGUGACGUUAUGUACACACGUUCAACAUAGCUGUGUAUGAUAUGUCUAUUCAAGUGCAAUGGGUGUUGCUACUCCAGUGUACGGGCAGUUGACUAGUUGUAGUCCUGGACAUUUUGAAAGAGGGAAAAUCUAGUCAUAAAGCAGUAAAAUCAUACAUAAAUGCCAUAGCACAGGUAGUCAGGGUCAUGUAGACUUCAGCAGUUUGAUUAAAGCCCUCAAUUGUUUUUUUAUUUGAUUUAUUUUUUGCUUUUUUUCUGAGGGGGAGAUUUGUCAACAGAAUUCUUGUGUGUUUCAGAUCCGUGUAUGUAGUGUUGGGUGUUGUCUUUUUGUCUUGUGUUUUAUGCUUCGUACAUAAGAAAAAAACCAGUGGCAUGUCAAUCACUUCUUAUGAGCAGAAUGUAUACCGUUACUACACCCUCACACCCUCAAUAUUGUUUACAAGACAUCAAGUGUGUUUCGGUUUCGUCUCUCUCACCUUAACGGUUUGAGCCCUGCCUUGAUUUCUUUAUUUCAUCAUUUAUUGAACCACAAAGGCUUGAAAUUGUGAUAGUUAAUUACAGUGUCAAAUCUAACCUCGGAAUUCAAAGCUUGCAGCAAACAUACAGAGCAAUAGUUUUAACCUUUUAAAAUAUGUAUUUUUCAUUAGCAUUUAUUUUAAUACAUUCGGUUGAUAAAGACAACAUCCCCUGUGAUUUUUGUCCAGACACUGGUGUCCCUUACACAUGUCCAAAUAUUAUUUCCAAAACACACCAGUGAAGAAUAAUUUCUAUUAGGAAAUGUAACAAACACCUGUCUCAUUCCCAUCUCCCCCCAUACAGUGAACCACUUGGUCAUGCCCUAGAUUACCCUGUGACCUCUCAUCAGUCUGUAACAAGUUACCUCUACUGUGUCCAUCUGAGUGUUAAUUUAAUAUUUAACUGGACAUACUGUUAUAUUGCAUAAUAGAAUCACAAUUUCAAGCCUUUUUCUAGUUUUCUUUUUCUCCUUUAUUGAACAAGACAGUAGCUUAUUCUUUAGAAUGGGAAAUGACUAAUAAAGCAUGGAGAACUACUCUUUAAAUGGUAACAAAUAACAUAUUUAUUAUCUUUCCGACACCUGUGGUAUGUUUCAGUUAAAGGUCUCCGCUGUGUAAAUUUUCCUCCUGUAAUUCGUUGGAGACAUUGUACAUAGUUGUAAAUAAAUAUCCCAGGACGUUUUGCACCCUCCUCUUUGUACUAGUCUAAACUUGCGUAGAAUGUGGGGUUCUAACAGCAACGGGACAGUGCGUUCGCUGCAGGUGAUGUAACAAUGUCACUUUUUUUAUUUGUACAAUGUAGUUGAAUUGUGUACAUAUUGUUGGAGCAGCUAUGGGGGAAGGGGUUUGUUGAUGCUAUCGUCAGUGCUGUAAAAGAUCCAGUACUUUCACCUCUAGCUGUGUUGAUUUCCUGCAAAAACAAAGGCGAGAAAAUAAAAAAUACUAAACGGAGAAGUAAAAAUUCUAAAUUGUUAUUUUCUACAGUUGCAUGUACAGAGAGCGCGAGAACUGCUGUUGUUCCUCAGAGAUUAUGUUCGUAAAUAAAAUUUUGAAAUAUU
This is a messenger RNA of Oncorhynchus kisutch (coho salmon), 15753 nucleotides long. RefSeq names its product ankyrin repeat domain-containing protein 11-like. NCBI's taxonomy places the organism in Eukaryota, Metazoa, Chordata, Actinopteri, Salmoniformes, Salmonidae. The record is from RefSeq and is a predicted model, not a curated record. Gene Ontology annotation, molecular function: protein binding. Gene Ontology annotation, biological process: anatomical structure morphogenesis.